UACCCACAGAAUUCACAUCAGCUCCUCUUCUCUUAAUUAAUUAACUCUCUCUUGUUUGUUUACAUUUAUAAUCUCUUUCAAAAAGAAAAAAAAAAGAAAAACAAUGGCAGCUGAGGUUGAGUACAGGUGCUUUGUAGGUGGGCUGGCAUGGGCUACCACCGAUAGAACGUUAGGAGAUGCUUUUGCUCACUACGGCGAAGUUGUCGACUCGAAGAUCAUUAACGAUCGUGAGACUGGAAGAUCAAGGGGAUUUGGCUUUGUUACCUUCAGUGAUGAGAAAGCUAUGAGGGACGCAAUUGAAGGAAUGAACGGCCAGAAUCUAGACGGUCGUAACAUCACCGUUAAUGAAGCUCAAUCACGCGGCAGCGGCAGCGGUGGUGGUGGUUUUGGAGGUGGCAGACGCCGUGAGGGUGGCUACAGUGGUGGUGGCUACAGCGGUGGUGGUGGUGGUGGCUAUGGUGGUGGUUACGGAGGUGGCAGACGUGAGGGUGGCUACAGCGGUGGAGGUGGUGGCUAUGGUGGUGGUUACGGAGGAGGCCGCGACCGUGGUUAUGGCGGAGGUGAUGGUGGGUCCCGCUACUCAAGAGGUGGUGGUGCAUCCGAGGGAAGCUGGAGGAAUUAAUAAGAUUCUGAAACUGGGUUUGAUUGUGCCUAAUAUAUGUCCUCCUUUAGAUAGCUUUUUUUAAAAAAAAAAAAAAAAAUUGGUGAUUAUGUUUCUGGAUUGGGUAAGAGUCUUUUUUUGUUACUGUGGUUCGUGUUAUUGUUCUGGUUUCUCGCUAUUGGUUCUUGUUAUGUUACUGUGUGAAUCUGUACUUAAAAGGUUAAAUGAAGGUUACCAUUGACUCUUCAGUACUAA
Nicotiana attenuata is the source of this 856-nucleotide messenger RNA. RefSeq names its product glycine-rich RNA-binding protein GRP1A-like. The coding region runs from base 104 to 622 and encodes 172 amino acids. The record is from RefSeq and is a predicted model, not a curated record. Lineage: Eukaryota; Viridiplantae; Streptophyta; Magnoliopsida; Solanales; Solanaceae. The transcript is spliced from 2 exons. Gene Ontology annotation, molecular function: RNA binding.